AAUUAUGAACCUGAAAAUGGGCAUAAUAUGAGCACUUUAAUAUUUUGGUGGCAUUUUUUGCCUUUUUACCAGAGACGGUAGAAAGCUACCGGUAAAUGUGAGGAAAAAUGGGGAUAACAUGCAAGAAAUGUUCCUGUCUGGACCUGAAGCGGGGACAUGGUGAUCACAUGGCCUGCGAUGAAGCAAAAGUGUAAUUGUAUUACUUUUUUUUUUUUUAAUGCUGGUUUCAGUUGAUGUUAUGCUUACAUGGUGCAUGUAUUUUUAAAGAAAUGUCUCCCUUACAAAUUAAUUUACUUACUAACUAAGCUUGGAGCAGGAUUGUGUUCCAGUCUAGUCAGCCACUGCAGAUUGACUCCAGUUAGGCUUUCUCUCUUUGGGUUGGGUUUGUUUGGAUUUCUGUUGGAUUAUAUUUAGUUAAUAUUUAUACUUAUGAUGGUUGGCAUUUUUAAGUUUAUAAAAAAAAAAGUCCCAACCCCUGGGCAGUGAUGAAAGAAGUACUCAGAUCUUUGCUUAAGUAAAUGUAGCAUGGAACAUCAGAAAUUAAUCAACUAAACAGACUUGUUUUUAUAUUUUUUAUAUUUCCUUUAAGACAUAAAACGUUUGCAUAAUAUUCACUUAUCCUUGCUUUAUUUUUGGUCAUUAAGUCUAGUCUGUUAGAUUUAUAAAAAGAUUUAAAACACAGCGAGGUGUAAGUGGAUCCUGCUGGGUGCAGCUACCAUGUUCCACCGGUAGGGGCGCCGGCGAGCGGCGCUCGGGCGUCGGUGAGUCAAAGUAAAAGGAGGUGAAGAAGUGAACUUUGGUUUGGACUUGGGCGAAGAUGCUGGUUAGGAAAUGACAGCUGUGCUGUCCGGUGUCGUCCAGGCGCUGACCGACUGACCGACCGAUGCCUUCAUGAUGUUGAGCUGCAGCGCGCUGCUCGUCGCCCUGCUGCUGUCCCAGGCCCGAGGCUUCCUGAGCCUCUCGGAGGACGACGGCAUCCCCGAAGAGUGGACGCUGCUCCACGUGGUUCAGGGCCACAUCGGGGCCGGGAACUACAGCUACCUGCGCCUCAACCACGACGGCAGGAUCAUCCUGCACAUGCAGAGCCUCAAGGGGGACGCGGACCUCUACGUGUCGGACAAAACCCUGCGGCCGAGCUUCGACACCUACAAGCUGCAGUCGGCCACCUGCGGCCAGGAUGUGGUGGUGGUUCCGGGGGACUUGGUGAGGCCCGUGGGCAUCGGCAUUUACGGCCACCCGUCUCACAAGGAGAGCGAGUUUGAAAUGCGGGUGUUUUACGAUCAGACGGUUCCCCACGACCCGUUCGAGAGGGGCUCAGACGCUUCGGGAGACGGAGAUAAGAAAAAGAAAUCCCAUCAGGCGGAGGAGGAGGAGGAGGACGACUAUCAGGAAGAGGAGUCGAUCUUUUGGACAAUUCUAAUUGGACUUUUGAAGAUUAUAUUGGAGAUUUUGUUUUGAAAAUGGUUCCCUUCGUUGCUGCUGUAACACGAGGAGGAGGUUGUGCCUCCUCCUCCUGUGUUU
This is a messenger RNA of Perca fluviatilis (European perch), 1521 nucleotides long. RefSeq names its product chromosome 1 C6orf120 homolog (gene c1h6orf120). Lineage: Eukaryota; Metazoa; Chordata; Actinopteri; Perciformes; Percidae. The transcript is spliced from 2 exons. The record is from RefSeq and is a predicted model, not a curated record. The coding region runs from base 892 to 1458 and encodes 188 amino acids.